GUAUCUAACUUAAUUUUCAUGUAAGCUUAACAACAAUGAUAAUAACGAUAAUGGAAAAAUGCUCGAAUGCGUUAUUUUUCAAUUUUAAUGAUCAUCUUAUAAAAAAUAUUUGAACGUUGAAGGAUAAUAUAAAUCUAUAGUUUGGUCUUUUUUAAGAAUGACAGGCUUCACAGGUUUCAGUGCACCUACAUCCUCCAGCUUUGGAAUGAAUACUCAAACAACGGCUAGUCCAUUUGGCUAUGGUUCUACAACAUCAUCUGUAGCUCCAUCAUUUGGAUUUGGUUCUACUACAACGUCAGGUAGUCAAGCUUCUUCUUUUGGUUUUGGAGCCACUACAACUAGUGCAGCACCAACAUUUGGAUUUGGAGCCGCUACUACUACAGCCCCAACUUUUGGAUUUGGUGCAACUGCUGCCACUCCAUCAUCACAAUCAAUAUUUUCUGGUUUAGGGCAAUCACAACCUACUGCAUCAGUUGCUCCUUCGUUUGGAGGGUUUGGUUCAUCAUUUGGAGCCAAGCCAUUUGGUACAACAGUAGCAACUACAUCUCCAUUCAAUUUAACUACUCCUUUUGGUCAAGGUAAUACUACUCAACAACCACAACAACAACAACAGCAACAACAACAACCCCCUCCUAAUGCUAAUGAUCUAGUAAUUAAUUCAAUUGUAAAUUGUAAAUUAUUUGGAGAUGAAAGAGAUCAGGUUAUUUGUAAACUUAACUUGUUGCAAGCUUGUUGGGGUACUGGAAAAGGAUUCUAUGGAUUGAAUAUGCCACCUGUUGAGUAUACUCCUCAAAACCCGCUCUGCCGUUUUAAAGCUAUUACAUACAGUGUGAAACCAACAUCAUCAAGUAGAGAUGCACUUGUGGCAAUUAAUAUUAACAAAAAAAUGGAUGAAAUAAGAAAACAAGAAGUACAGUUCACAUCUAAUUUAUUUGCAGUAUUGGGAAGUAAACCAAAUUUAAGUGUACAUUUAGAUACAUUAAAAUUGUACACAGAAACCAAAUCAAUGGCUUUAAUAUAUGUCGAAGAAAAACUUCAAAAUGGAAGUACAAAACGAAUUUCUAAUAUUGAUAUAAUUAACUAUCUAAUGCAACCAGCUCCCAAGCAACAAUUAUCAAGUAUGGGCGUCGAAAAUAUAUUUCCAUAUACUGGUUUUACUGAAGAAAAUCUACGCGAAUAUUAUGAAAAUCCACCUGCUGGAAUUGAUUUACGAGUGUGGAAACAAUCUCAAGCAGAUAAUCCAAAUCCAGCAGUAUUCAUACCAGUGCCGAUUGUUGGUUUUUCAGAGUUAUGUUGGAAGUAUAAAUGUCAUAAUGAACAAGUUACAGUUCAUAAGUUAACACUUAACAGCAUUGCAGACAGACUAUCAGAAUUAGCUAGGAAAAAAACAAGAGUGGAAUCUAAGCUUGAACAAUAUACAGACAAAAUGGAUCAAUUAACACACAGGAUUGUUAAAGUAUUAGUAGGUCAAAUGGUCAUAUUAAAUGCAGGAAUGGCUCUUAGACCUGAAGAAGAAACUAUAAAAAAUCAAUUAGAAAUUUUAUACAACGAUAUUAAUUCACCAUUAAGAUUCCAAGGAAAGUUAACUGAAAUUGCUACUCUUGUUCGAUUAAAAAAUUCAGAACUAUCAGAAGACUUGAAAAGUAAUUCGGGUUGUAUUCCGCAAGUAGCUGAAGAAAUUAAACAGUUCUUAGAACUUCAACAAACAAUGAUAUCCGAAAUGCAGACAGUAGUCAAAGAAGAUUUCAACGCUAUAAACUUAAUGAAAGAGUCACUAAAAAAUGUAAGAUAGUUGAUUGAAUAAUAAUAUAUUGGCAAAUAAAAUACAUAUUAUUAUAUUA
Metopolophium dirhodum (rose-grain aphid) is the source of this 1841-nucleotide messenger RNA. RefSeq names its product probable nucleoporin Nup54 (gene Nup54). NCBI's taxonomy places the organism in Eukaryota, Metazoa, Arthropoda, Insecta, Hemiptera, Aphididae. Gene Ontology annotation, biological process: protein localization to nuclear inner membrane; nuclear pore organization; NLS-bearing protein import into nucleus. The coding region runs from base 158 to 1792 and encodes 544 amino acids. Gene Ontology annotation, cellular component: nuclear pore; nuclear pore central transport channel. The record is from RefSeq and is a predicted model, not a curated record. Gene Ontology annotation, molecular function: structural constituent of nuclear pore. The transcript has 11 exons.